This is a messenger RNA of Nicotiana attenuata, 1513 nucleotides long. Its product is annotated as extensin-2-like. Lineage: Eukaryota; Viridiplantae; Streptophyta; Magnoliopsida; Solanales; Solanaceae. The record is from RefSeq and is a predicted model, not a curated record. The transcript has a single exon. The coding region runs from base 55 to 1176 and encodes 373 amino acids.
CAAGUUUUAGUUCUUUUCAUUCUUUCUCUAAGUAUUGUUGGCUGCAAAAGCAAAAUGACAAGCUUAGGGAAGCUGGGGCAAUUGCCUUUACUUGUAACUGCUUUGGCAAUUUGCUUUAUAGCCAGCACUGUUGUUGCUGAUUAUUCUUAUGGGUAUGCUUCUCCCUCGCCUUCUUAUACCUCUAAGAAGUAUUACAAAUCACCAUCUCCACCCAAGUACCCAGUACCUACUCCUUACUAUAAGUCACCUGCUACUCCAAAGCACUACUACAAGUCACCAGCUCCCGUAAAAUAUUACGAGUCGCCAGCUCCCGCAAAAUACUACAAGUCGCCAUCUCCUUCAAAGAACUACUACAAGUCGCCAUCACCUGCAAAGUACUACAAAGCGCCAGCUCCCGCAAAAUACUACAAGUCGCCAGCUCAUGCAAAAUACUACAAGGCGCCAGCUCCCGCAAAAUAUUACAAGUCGCCAGCUCAUGCAAAAUACUACAAGGCGCCAGCUCCCGCAAAAUACUACAACUCGCCAGCUCCCACAAAAUACUACAAGUCGCCAGCUCCUUCAAAGAACUACUACAAGUCGCCAUCACCAGUAAAGUACUACAAAUCGCCUGCUCCCUCUAAAUAUUAUAAGUCACCGCCACCACCAAAAUACUACAAGUCCCCAGUUUACUAUAAAUCUCCACCACCACCAACUUAUUAUGAGAAAUCACCUUCGUAUUACAAGUCACCUCCACCUCCUCCAACAUACUAUGAGCAAUCACCUAAGUCACCUCCACCCCCACCAAAAUACUACGAGCAAUCACAAUCUUCUUACAAAUCUCCUCCACCUCCACCAAAAUACUAUGAGCAACCAUCGUCAUACAACUCUCCACCACCACCACCAAAAUACUAUGAGCAAUCACCAAUCAAUUAUAAGUCUCCACCUCCACCGUACUAUAAAGAAUCUACACCUUCCUACAAAUCUCCUCCACCUCCACCAAAAUACUACGAGCAAUCACCUAUAACUUACGACUUACCAUCUCUGCCAAAGAUCAAUGAAAAAUUGCCAUCAUACUACUCACCUCCACCACCAACGAACUACUAUAAGCAAACUCCCGCCUAUGCCUCACCUCCACCACCUGCAAAAUACAAGCAAUCUGCCACCUAUGCUUCACCUCCUCCAGCAACCUACUACUAAUAAUGAUCAAACCAUUCACUUCUAUCAAUUUUCAGCAUUUCCUUGAUUUUUAGAUCCUUUUCAUCCUCCUAUUUGAAGGAUUUCUAUUUUCUCUCCCAAAAUCUUACGUGUGCUUCCCCAAAGGGUCGGCUUCUCUUGCUGUGUGCUCAUUUUAAUUUAUAAUUUGCAUUAUUUGAUAUUCAAGAUCCUCGAGAUCUCAAACAGUAGUUUGGCUCAUUGUAUCAAUUAAGCUCCUUUCGAUGUAAUCUCUUGAGAAUUUUACUUUAAUUGCUUGAACGAGGGCGAAACUACAUAUAAAAACAUACUCUAGUAAUAUAAAAACAUACAUUACAUAUUA